Messenger RNA from Mangifera indica (mango), 1942 nucleotides. Its product is annotated as F-box protein SKIP2-like. Gene Ontology annotation, biological process: SCF-dependent proteasomal ubiquitin-dependent protein catabolic process. The coding region runs from base 133 to 1710 and encodes 525 amino acids. Lineage: Eukaryota; Viridiplantae; Streptophyta; Magnoliopsida; Sapindales; Anacardiaceae. Gene Ontology annotation, molecular function: protein binding. The record is from RefSeq and is a predicted model, not a curated record. The transcript has a single exon. Gene Ontology annotation, cellular component: SCF ubiquitin ligase complex.
AUAAACAUAACCAGCUUCCCUAAUGCCUCCUUUAUAUAACGCUCUCUUCUAUUUCUCUCCACCCUACAAUUAAUAUAAAAGAAAAGUAACUUAACAAAACCCAUUUUCUCUGUGCGUGUAUGUCACCCGCCGAUGGGCCAAUCUUCUUCCACUGCUUUAGACCCGACCGAUCGAUUUUUUGCAAGUCCGCCGCGUAUGUCUAACGAGAUUGUUGAGUUUGCUGAGGAAAUCGUUGGGACUAGAGAUUAUACCGGUGGUUUACCCGACGAUUGCUUGGCUUAUAUUUUUCAAUUUCUUGGGGCAGGGGAUCGGAAACAAUGUUCGCUUGUGUGCAAGAGGUGGCUGCGCGUGGAAGGCGUCAGUCGGUAUCGGCUUUCUCUCAAUGCGGAUAAUGAGAUACUGCCGUUUCUACCUUUGAUUUUCACGCGCUUUGAUUCCGUGACGAAACUCUCUCUCCGAUGCGAUCGGAAGUCCGUCAGCAUUAACGACGACGCUUUCGUUUUGAUCUCUAUCCGUUGUCAAAAUCUCACGCGCCUCAAGCUUCGUGGUUGCCGCGAGAUCACGGACCACGGUAUGGCGACAUUUUCGCAGAAUUGCAAAACUCUGAAGAAACUGUCUUGUGCGUCAUGUUCUUUCGGAGCCAAAGGUAUCAACUCAGUUCUUGAUCAUUGCUUGCUUCUCGAGGAGAUCUCCGUCAAGCGGCUUAGAGGAAUUCGUGAUGGAACCCAGCUGAUCGGUCCAAGAGCCUCCGCGGCUUCAUCAUUGAAGUCAAUUUGCUUGAAAGAGCUAGUCAACGGUCAGUCUUUUGAACCUCUAGUAAUUGGAGCUAAAAAUCUCAGAACUUUGAAAAUUAUUCGUUGUUUAGGUGAUUGGGACAGAGUAUUACAUAUUAUUGGAAAUUCAAAAAACACUUCUUUGAACGAAUUUCAUCUUGAAAGGCUUCAAGUAACUGAUAUUGGAUUAACUGCGAUAUCAAAAUGUACAAGUAUUGAAAAUUUACAUAUUGUCAAAGCUCCUGAGUGUUCAAAUACAGGGCUUGUUUGUGUGGCUCAGAAUUGUAGCUUGUUAAGGAAGCUUCACAUUGAUGGAUGGAGGAGUAAUAGGAUUGGUGAUGAGGCUUUAAUUGCUGUUGCCAAACACUGUCCUAAUUUACAAGAACUUGUUCUAAUUGGUGUAAAUGCAACGCACUUAAGUUUGAUGGCCAUUGCCUGUAAUUGUUCAAAAUUGGAGAGGUUAGCACUUUGUGGGAGUGGAACGAUUGGUGAUGCAGAGAUUGCAUGUAUUUCUGCAAAAUGUGUGGCUUUGAAGAAGCUUUGUAUUAAAGGGUGUGCUAUAUCAGAUCUUGGGAUGGAAGCGGUUGCUUGGGGUUGCCCUAAUCUGGUUAAAAUUAAGGUCAAGAAAUGUAAAGGAGUGAGUGGUGAAGUGGCAGAACGGUUGAGGAUACUUAGGCGAUCUUUAAUUGUUAAUUUGGAUGCUGAAGAGAUAGAUGGCUUGGAUGCUAGUGGUAGUGAUGGUGGACUGCAAGAAAGUGGUUUGGAGGUUCCAAUGAUGGGAGGGCAUGUAAAUGUUCCAGAUGUCUCGUUAAACACUCUUGGUAGAUUGUCAUAUUUGAAGGUAAAGACAGGUCUUGUUGCCAGUAGGAAUUUGGUGGCUGGCAAAUUUAGAAGAUGGAAAAAUGGUGAAAGCAGCAGUUCUAAUGACAACUUAUGAUUGAUCUGUGAAAGAGUUCGAAACAUCGUUCUUGCCUUAGUCAUAUUAUUCUUGUACUUUGAUGGGUUGAAAGACUUCUGUGUAUUAAGCCUGUUUUGUCUUCUAUGUUUCAGAAUUAAUUUUUUAGGACUUUUAAUUCGUUAAAUACAAAGAUGGCAGAAAUUGAUUGUGAAAGGUUGUUAUUGCUGCUUUACAUUAUAUGCUGAAAACCCUGUAUGAGGGUUUACUCCUA